This is a messenger RNA of Podarcis lilfordi (Lilford's wall lizard), 321 nucleotides long. The record is from the annotation of a GenBank genome assembly. Lineage: Eukaryota; Metazoa; Chordata; Lepidosauria; Squamata; Lacertidae.
AUGGAAGGAAUUUGUGUGUGUUUAUCUGUGUUAUUAUCUUAUUUAGUUUCUCAAACAGUGAUUCCUACCCCCCCCCAAUGCCAGAAGGGCACUCCCUGCCCCCCUGCUAUGUUGCAACCCACUAGCUUUAAAACAUUGGAUGUGCUGUCCAAACGUCACUGCUUUGUAUGUUACAACCAGGAUUUUGCAUCAGAAUUGUCAGUGUGCGGGGUGUAUGCAUAUUGGUCACUGGGCAAGUGGCAUAGUUUUGAAUCUCUUUGGAUUUUCAAAUCCACCCCUGGUCCUGAAGGGAGCCAGUGUGCAUGUGAGCUGGAUAAUUAA